This is a messenger RNA of Scylla paramamosain (green mud crab), 2693 nucleotides long. RefSeq names its product TBC1 domain family member 23-like (gene TBC1D23). Gene Ontology annotation, cellular component: trans-Golgi network. The coding region runs from base 28 to 2310 and encodes 760 amino acids. The record is from RefSeq and is a predicted model, not a curated record. Gene Ontology annotation, biological process: retrograde transport, endosome to Golgi. Lineage: Eukaryota; Metazoa; Arthropoda; Malacostraca; Decapoda; Portunidae. The transcript has 15 exons.
CCACAGGAGGAGGAAGAGGAAGUCAAGAUGGCCACGCAGACAGAAGCAGAUACAGACGAAACUUGGGUGUUGGCACUAGAAGCCGCCCUCCCAGACUGUAUAGAUGAGGAAGAUGUCAUCAACAUUACAAGAGGCCGUAUUCUGCCAGAGGAACACAGAGCUCAGAUAUGGCACUUGUGUUUAGGGGGGGCCAUCAAAAACUGCACCUUUUCUCACUUCGAUGGAAUAUUUGACUUGCAAGAACAGAGUAUAAUUAGAGAAGAAUGCAAGAAUUUGGUAGACAAGCUUGGCAACGAAGAUGAGGAUAAAGUCACAGUCGUUUCCAACCUUGAGUCGAUCUUCACGCACUAUUGCAAAACCAGAAAUGUGAGGUUUGAUAGAAAUGCUGCCUGGACGGACCUCCUGUUGCCUCUCCUUGCUGCAAAGAUGAACGCUGAUUCUGCGGCCUUUUGCUUCCAGGAGAUAAUGGAAAAAUAUGUCCCUAGAGAGACAAGCCCUGGUGCCCCUGUCUAUCACCUGUUACGACUACUGCUGCUGUACCACGACCCAGAACUUUCCACAUUUCUGGACUCGCGGAAGAUAACGCCAGACCUUUACGCUACAAAGUGGGUAAGAAGUCUGUUUGCUGCCACCUGUGACCUGGAGGCCGUGUCAGCAGUCUGGGAUGUGUAUUUUACAGAGAAAGACCCAUUUUUCAUUUUAUUCCUUUCUCUUGUCAUAUUAGUUAAUGCCAGGGAGCAAAUUUUAGCAAUGGAGAGAGAGAACAAGAGUGUUAUUAUUGAGACACUUGCGUCCGUUCCUGCCAGCCUGAGAGGUCAAGAUGUUAGUGAUUUCUGUGCACUGGCAAGGUUUUAUGCACUAAGGACUCCGCAGACUUUUAAAAUGGAUUUUGAGCGAGAGAUUUUUGGGUCAGUGUUUUUAGGAAGAGAGAAGAAGAAGAAGAAGAAAAAGAAGAGGGAAGAAGAGGAGGAGGAGGAAGAGGAGGAGCAGGAGGAGGAAGAGGAGGAGGAGGAGGAGGAGGAGGAGAUAAGGGUGGGAGAACUGCCCCUCUCCCAAGCUCUCUGUCUCUCCGUCUCUCCUGAAGAAAUUUUAGAGAUGUCUCACUUCGUCCCAGCUGAUGAUGACUAUGAUCAGGUGCGCUUCUUCCUGGUGGACUGCAGACCUCCGGACCACUUCAACUCUGGCCACUUAACAAACUCCUUUCACUUAGAUGCCACCCUAAUGCUGCACCACCCACCACAGUUUGCCACAGCGGUACAAGGCCUGCUGCUGUCCCAGAAGUCCGCUGUGGCAAGUGGAACGGGUGGAGAACACCUCUGCUUCAUAGGGGCAGGGAGAGAAGAGGAGGAUAAAAAUUUGAACAUGGUUUUGUCCUUCUUCCUUCAAAGAGGCGAGAAAUUGGUGUCUGUAGCUAAAGGAGGCUUUGCAGCCCUCCAUCAGUCCUUAGGGGAAGACCUCUCGCCCCUUUCUGACCACAACCCCAAACAGUGCCUGGUUUGCACCCCCUCCCCCCCCAAGCCUCUCGACCAAUCACAGACAGGCUUCCACCAACUAUCGAGCAAUGGCAGCGCAGGGAACUUCUCGGCCAAUGGGAGUGCAGCGAUGGCUUCCUCCACUUCCGGCUUGACCAAUCGGCUUGCGUCUUUCUCCAGUGUGUUCAAGAGCAGGUCGUCAGAGAUGCGAGAGAAACUUCUGGACUACAUUACAAACCCUGGUGGUCUGGAGGCGCCGACUACAACCACUACUACCACUACUACUGCUACUACUACUGCUACUACUACUACUGCUGCAGCAAGACAUGUUAGGAGUGAGGACCGUGGGAAGCUGUACAGACAAGGAGAUGUGUUUAGUAUACAAGAUGAGGAUGACAACCCAUUUGAGGAAGGAAGAAGAGGAGGAGAGGGAGAGGAGGAGAGAGAAAGUGAGAAUAUGGAGAAAAUUGACCUGAAACUAUUAUUAAAGAGAAAAGAAGUACUCUCAUUCUUUCACUGCCAGCAAGUCAAGGAGAAUGGCCAACUGUUGAAAAGCUUUCUUGUGUUAACGGACAAAACGUUACUGGUUGUGCGCGAAACUGGGACAUCUACAAGCAGAUUGGCGGCAAGAAGAAGCUUGUCGUCUGUGAUAAAGAUUACAUCAAAGAAGCGGCACCCUGAGCUGAUCACUUUCAAAUAUGGCGCCGCUGAUGCUGACGAUGAUGAUGGUGAAAUGGUAGUAGCUGAUAUCGACAGGUUUAUCAUUCCACACGCAAGUCGCGCCACAAAGGUAAUUAAAGAACAAAUUCUCAAACAAAUGGAAACAGAAAAACAUUAAAAACACCCAUUAUUAUUAUUAUUAUUAUUAUUAUUAUUAUUAUUAUUAUUAUUAUUAUUAUUAUUAUUAUUAUUUAUUUAUUUAUUAUUCAUCCUUGUGAUUCUGAGCCAACGUAACCUAACCAAACUUUGAAUUAACUAGCCUAGUCUAAUCAAACUUUGCGUCUUCCUCUUCUUGUUUUCCUUCCUCCUCUUCCAUCAAUUACUUUUUUUCUCACUUAAUCGUCUGUUAGUUGGUUACAGUGUUAAUAUUAUUAUUAUAUUAUUAUUAUUAUUAUUAUUAUUAUUAUUAUUAUUAUUAUUAUUAUUAUUAUUAUUAUUAUUAUUAUUAUUGUCAGUGUCAAGUGAAGUCAGGUGUGCAUCGGCAACGUUAUGAAGUGAGAA